Messenger RNA from Cucurbitaria berberidis CBS 394.84, 3834 nucleotides. RefSeq lists its product as uncharacterized. The transcript has 8 exons. Gene Ontology annotation, cellular component: early endosome; membrane; Golgi apparatus. Gene Ontology annotation, biological process: transmembrane transport; chloride transport. NCBI's taxonomy places the organism in Eukaryota, Fungi, Ascomycota, Dothideomycetes, Pleosporales, Cucurbitariaceae. The coding region runs from base 1 to 3834 and encodes 1277 amino acids. The record is from RefSeq and is a predicted model, not a curated record. Gene Ontology annotation, molecular function: voltage-gated chloride channel activity; oxidoreductase activity; zinc ion binding.
AUGGCAGAAUCAGAAGAGAAGGCACAGACCUUUGACAUCCCAAAGACAUGCAAAGCAGGCGUAGUGGUUAAUGAAGGCCCCGAUUUUCACGUAGAGGUUCAAGAUGUGCCAGUGCCAGAGCCUGGGCCCACUGAUGUUCUAAUCAAGCUCAAUGCAACCGGCAUCUGCCAUUCAGAUCUCCACUUCAUGUUGAACGACUGGGCGAUACCGAAGAUGUCAGUAUUCGGAACAAAGUGCGCAGGCCACGAGGGGGCUGGAGUCAUUGUCAAAGUCGGCGAUCAAGUGAAGACGCUGAAGCCUGGUAUGCGGGCUGGGUUCAAGCCCAUUCAAGAUACCUGCGGUGUCUGCGCGCUCUGUCGAGACGGCGACGAGUGCUACUGCACAAAGGCAGUCUUGACCGGCCUCAUGUGUGACGGCUCGUACAAGCAGUACGUCGUCUCACCCGAGCGAUACACGACGCUCAUCCCCGAUGGCGUAAAUGACUAUAUUGCUGGCCCCAUCAUGUGCUCUGCUUCGACAAUCUACACCUCGAUCAAGGAAUCCGGGCUGAAGCCAGGUGACUGGGCCGUCUUCCCAGGAGCCGGUGGUGGCGUGGGCAUGCAGGGAGUCCAGCUUGCAAAAGCCAUGGGUCUCCGCGCAGUAGCUGUUGACACUGGUGACGACAAGCAGAAGCUCUGUAUCGACACCGCGGGCGCAGAGCAUUUCAUCGACUUCAAGAAGGUAGAAAGCGUUGCUGACGAAGUGGUCCGCAUCUGCGAUGGUGUGGGCGCACAUGGAGUGUUCGUAACGGCGGUUCAGACCUACCCAUCCUCUAUAUCCUAUCUUGGCGGCCGUGUCGGCGGAAAAGUAAUGUGCAUUGGUCUGCCACCAGUGGGUAGUUACCACAUGGACGUCGAUCCGAAUCAGAUGUGCUUCAAGAAACAAAGCGUUCAGGGCACACUUGUCAGCAGCAUGGCCGAUGUCGACAAGACUCUGGAAUUUGCCAAGCGAGGACUGCUGAAGCCCAUCUACACGGUGUACCCGCUGAGCAAGUUUGAUGAAGCGGUGCAGAAGCUGAGGCGGGGUGAGAUUGCUGGACGGGCUGUGGUAGACUUCAACCAGGAAGUAUAUGUCGAGGGCAUGUCCAGGUCGUCACCCAGCCGGUCUCCGCUCGGACACACUGAAGCUUCGUCGAGCCGCACAUCAAAUGGAAAGCAGCCCGCGGUCGACGACGACCACAGCGAUGAGGAGGCGCUGUUGGCAGACGAUCCGCUAGAGCGCGACCUCCCUGAGCAAAUCUCCUUCAAGCGCAAACAGAAGCCCACCGCAUCGUCCUCGUCCUUUGGCCUACCCCGAUUCUUCUCCUCGUCGUCCCCCGUCGGAACUCCUAGUGCUCGCCACUCUCCUCUCCCCGGCUCGUCGAAUUCCCGCAUCCAACAGCUUCGCAACACGCCGCGCGCAAACAGCGACACCGAGUUGAUCCUCAACUACCUCGACACGCCGGGUAACGCGGGCGAACACCUCCAGGACACGAAAGAUGCAACCGGGCUAGACUGGUAUGUCGAGGGCCCGGGCCGGCGCGUGGGCUACGACGACCUCACGGCGAUUGACUGGAUCUUCGAGUACGCCAAAGAACGACAGCGGUUGCGGUACCUGUAUUCUGGCGCAACCGGGGUACUGGGGCACUUGAAGCAGCUUGCAGAUGCAAGCCAAGUCUGGAUUAUUCUAGUCGCUGCGGGUAUACUCAGCGGAGGCAUCGCGGCCUUCAUUGAUAUAGCGAGCGAUUGGUUGGCAGACCAGAAGACGGGGUACUGCAGUAAUGUUGAUGGCGAUGGGCGAUUCUAUCUGAGCAAGGGGUUUUGCUGCUGGGGAAUCGCCGAAAUGCAAGAGUGUCACGAUUGGAAUUCCUGGGGUGAAGCAAUGGGGAUUGGCAGUGUGGGUGGGAAAUGGAUCGUCGAGUAUAUCUUCUUCAUCCUGUUUUCGGUGCUGUUCGCUGCAUGCGCCAGCCUUUUGAUUCGAGAGUUCUCUCCGUACGCGAUGCACAGCGGUAUCCCUGAGAUCAAGACGGUAUUGGGAGGGUUUGUUAUACGGCAUUUCUUAGGAGGCUGGACAUUGGUCACGAAAACUCUCGGCUUGUGUCUUGCGGUCGCAUCAGGCCUAUGGCUAGGCAAAGAAGGCCCUCUAGUGCACGUGGCAUGCUGUUCGGCUAACCUCUUCAUGAAACUCUUCAGUAACGUGAAUAACAAUGAAGCGCGGAAACGCGAGGUUCUCUCUGCAGCAGCCGCUGCUGGUAUCUCAGUCGCCUUCGGUGCACCCGUCGGUGGCGUACUCUUCUCCCUCGAGCAACUGUCCUACUACUUCCCCGACAAGACGAUGUGGAGUAGCUUCGUCUGCGCCAUGGUCGCAGCCGUCACGCUGCAAGCUUGCAACCCAUUCCACACUGGCAAACUUGUCUUAUAUCAGGUUACCUACCACAGUGUAUGGCACGACUUUGAACUUGUGCCCUUUGCCUUUUUGGGCGUAUUGGGAGGUCUAUUUGGAGGCCUGUUCAUCAAGCUCAACAUGAGCGUUGCCGAAUGGCGAAAACAUCGGCAGUAUCUCAAAGGACCAGUGACUGAAGUCGUCAUUGUGUCUUUCGUCACGGCCUUGAUCAACUUUCCAAUCAAGUUCAUGCGCGCGCAAGCUUCCGAGCUUGUGCAUAUACUCUUCGCAGAGUGUGCAGACCUGACGGAAGAUACGCUUGGCCUUUGCAAGUCCGGAAAGGCGAACACCGGCGUAGUAGCACUGCUUCUCAUCUCGGCAGGUUUAGGCAUUCUUCUGGCAAGCUUCACAUUUGGAUUGCAGAUACCCGCUGGUAUCAUUCUCCCCUCCAUGGCUAUUGGCGGCCUCUUCGGUCGCGCCGUUGGGCUCAGCGUCUCAGUCUUCCAGCAAGCCUGGCCGUCUCUCUUCAUCUUCGGUUCUUGCGCGCCCGACGUACCUUGCGUGACACCAGGGACAUACGCCAUUGUGGGCGCUGCAUCCGCACUCGCAGGAACAACACGCAUGACCGUCUCCAUCGUUGUCAUCAUGUUCGAGCUCACAGGAGCACUUACCUAUGUGCUGCCCAUUAUGAUUGCUGUUAUGAUUAGCAAAUGGAUUGGCGAUGCAAUCUCUCCGCGUGGCAUCUACGAAUCCUGGAUCCAUUUCAAAGGGUACCCCUUCCUCGACAACCGUGACGAUAACGGCUCGAGUAUUCCUGACGUGUCCGCCGCGCACGUGAUGACACGUAUCGAAGACCUGACCGCCAUCACUGCAACGGGCCACACGAUUGAUUCUCUCCGCAAAAUGCUUACCAAACACCGCUUCCGUGGCUUCCCCGUCAUUGACAACUCCCGCGACGCUCUUCUCCUCGGCUACAUUUCCCGCACGGAGCUUCAAUACGCGCUUCAAGCAGCCCUCACACCGCCCCGAAAUCUCUCAGAUGAGACAGACGCAUAUUUCUCCCACCAACCACUCUCCGACCCAACCAUGUCUCUUGAUCUACGGCCGUGGAUGGAUCAAACGCCCAUCACACUAAACGCCAAAGCAAGUUUCCAACUCACAGUCAGCAUGUUCCAGAAACUGGGGCUGCGCUAUGUCCUGUUCACCGACCGCGGUACGCUCAGGGGCUUACUUACCAAGAAGGAUGUCUGGUAUGUGAUGAAUGGCAUGGAGGAACAGGUGGAAGAGGAACGAGCAGAGGGCGGCGCGGGCUUGGGUGUUGGGAGAGGGGGACUGCGAGAGGAGAGGGAUGGGGUCGAUGAAGAGAGUGAGGAACGCGGCUUGUUGGAGAGGGAGGAGGAACAGGACCGCUUUAUAAGCGCGAGGGAGAGAUGA